UGUUCGGUUUCUUUGUUGUUCGUGAUGAAACAAUUUCUAGCAUUGGUGGUCCUGUUAGGGAAAAUUUUAGUUUGGGGCAAAGUUCUCGUCGACGUCGACGAAGAAAUUUACGAGUGCGAAAAUUCGCUCCCUAUUGCGGCAGUUCUUUUCUCCAAUCUCGAAUACACCCUGGACGAUGAUGAGGUCCUGACGAUCAACGGAAGAAUCGACAUUACGGACGAUUACGAGGCUCCAAUCGGGCUCAACUUUUCCUCCCAACAUUUGGAGCGUGGCGAAUGGAGGACGGGCGUGUUCAGCUCGUUGAUCAAGGAUUUCUGCCCCGACAUUCUGAACCCCAUGAAGCCGUGGUAUUUUGUGACGAAAACGCUGAAUCAAACCAAGUGCCCGUACAAAAAGGGGCACGUGGAAAUAAUGGAAGAUUUCAAGUACGGGACGUACGGUGUUCCUAUUCCGUUCAACAUGCUGGGCGAGUGGAAAUUAUUCUGGGAAAUUACUGCUAAACGCAAUGGACAAAUGGUGAAGGAGUGCAACAUGCAGCGAGUUUUUCUAACGGAUGGUUAGAUAACGUCAUGAUUCGAAUUCCCGGACGCUCCGAAACCCGGACACCUCAUCUUGUUUUAUCAAUUAUUUGGAUAUAAGUUCGCAUUAUGAAUGUCAAAUUGUGUUAUUUGAUGAAUUCUAACAUCAACAUUCAUUUAAAGUUUGUUUGAACGCUGUAGUUAAUGCCAAAACAAUUAUUUAAAAUAAAAUUAUAAGUUUACCAAAAAAUGUGAAACAUUUCACUGAAAUAUUUCAUAGGCGUCCGAUGGACCGGGAAGGCAGAGCACAAAUUUAUGGUUUUGAUUUCCUUAAAUUCUAGCAAAUUCUUAUAUAAAAUAUCGAUUGUUUUGAUGUUAACAGCUUAUUUGAGACCUAAAAAAUGCCAUUUCACUAACAUUUCAGUCCAAAUUUGUGAGGUUCAUAAGCAACAUCGAGUGUCCGGAAUUCGAAGCAAAAGUGUCCGGAUUUCGAAACAGCUUUUAUCAGUGUCCGAGAUUCGAAGCACAAGUCAUUUUAAUUUCAAAAUUCUGAUGAAUAAUUAUUAGAAAAGACAUAUUUUGCAUGUAUUCUCUUAAAACUGACUGUUUAAACUACAUCCUGAUGAUGUUUCUACAUUUCCAACUUGUUACAUGAUUUUUAGCCAGCUAUAACAAAAAUGAUAUGCUACUAAGUGUUCGGAUUUCGAACUAUGACGUUAAUUGUUGUGAUUUUGAAUUUUCCGGAU
Culex pipiens pallens (northern house mosquito) is the source of this 1264-nucleotide messenger RNA. RefSeq lists its product as uncharacterized. The coding region runs from base 25 to 561 and encodes 178 amino acids. Lineage: Eukaryota; Metazoa; Arthropoda; Insecta; Diptera; Culicidae. The record is from RefSeq and is a predicted model, not a curated record. The transcript is spliced from 4 exons.